Messenger RNA from Diorhabda sublineata, 1358 nucleotides. RefSeq names its product serine--tRNA synthetase-like protein Slimp (gene Slimp). The transcript has a single exon. Gene Ontology annotation, molecular function: serine-tRNA ligase activity; ATP binding; tRNA binding. Gene Ontology annotation, biological process: seryl-tRNA aminoacylation. The record is from RefSeq and is a predicted model, not a curated record. Lineage: Eukaryota; Metazoa; Arthropoda; Insecta; Coleoptera; Chrysomelidae. The coding region runs from base 1 to 1353 and encodes 450 amino acids. Gene Ontology annotation, cellular component: mitochondrion.
AUGAUGAUGAACUAUAAAGUGAUUUGUAAUUUAAAAAGGUUUUAUUCUUCUGCUUUGUAUAUAACAGGUGACAAAGCACAAAAAACGUACGUAGUGUUAAAUCCGGUAAUAGAUUUUGAAAAACAUUUAACAAAACCAGAUAAAUUAUUGAAAAACAUCGAAGCACGAGGUUUACCAAUAAACGUUGAUGCCAUUGUGAAAAAAUGGAUUUUUUUUCAAGAUAUACUCAACCGAAAACAAACUUUAGAUCAAACCAGGCAGGAUAUUUUUCAAAAUAUUUCCCAGUUGUUAAAAAAACAAGAAGUUGAUCAAACGGAGGUUGAUAAGUGGAGAUUGCAUGCGAAAAUAGUUAAAGAUGAUCUUAAACAUCUUAAAGAUUCGUAUUAUGACAUCGAAGGGUCUACAAUGUUACAAAUACUUGGAUUACCGAAUGAUUUACAUAAUAAAACCCCUUUUGUUAAGAAAAAUGUCAUUUGUACACAUUCGAUUAAACCUACAAAUUCUUCUUUAAAUAAUAUUGAUAUAGGAAUCAGAAAUGGUUAUUUAAAAUAUUUAGAUCCAUUUACUUGUUACUUAAAAUCAGAUGCGGCUUUAUUAGAACUCAGUAUUUUGGAAUAUUUCAAAAGAAAGUUGAUAAAACUCGGUUAUUCGCUAUUUUCGAAUCCAAAUUUCUGUAGAACGAUUAUUGUUGAAGGUGAAGAAAUUUGUAGUGGUAGGGACAAAGUUUUAACCCUGGACGAGCAAGACCGCGACGAUGACAACUUGAACCGUCUCCAUUUGUGCGGUUCCGGAACGUUGAAAUCAUUCAUGGUUUAUUUCGCACGACAUAUCGUCAACCAAGUAGUUUUACCUUUGAAAUAUUUUUCUCUCGGUAGGAUUUACCAACCAACUCGUACUGAUUGUGAUUCUAGUUUAUUCAAUUUAUCUCAACAGAGUGUUGUUAACAUUUUUCGGGCGGAUUUAGAAGAAAAUAGGGAAGAUUUAGAUGGUUUUAUCGAAUUGAUUUCAAAGAUUUACGGUAUACUGGGUGUUCAUUAUCGUAUUGUGAUUUUACCCGCUAAUCGAAUUGAGAAAGCUGAAAGUUUGAGGAUAUCCAUCGAGAUGUACUCCAAUUUCAAAAAGGAGUAUAUCGAAGUUGGGAAUAUAUCUUUUUAUGAUAAUUACAUAAGUAAACGAUUGUUGUUUACUUAUAGUUGUAAUAAAGAGCGGAAAUAUCCGAAAAUUAUUGCGGGGCAGAUAUUGAACUUCCAUAAAUUUCUAGGAUGUGUCAUGGAAAAUAUUACCAGCGAUUCCGAAAAUUUGUUACAUGUAUUUUUAAAAGAAAAAAUAAACCGAUUAAAUAGUGUUGUAUGAAAUAA